AUGGUUAUCACUGACUUUUUAAAUGAAUAUAGAGCAAGCCCACACCCAAAAUUAGAUGGAGAAUACCCUUCAAGUUUGUUCUUAGGGAGACAAAUUAGAUCAAAAAUAGACAUACUUCGCUAUAUACCAAAAGAAAAUUUAAAACUAGUAAGCGGAGAAAUAAAAGAAAGAAACACCCGCAGAAUAAAAGAAUUCUCGAAAGGAGAUAAAGUAUGGGCACGUGACCAUUCAAGCCAUGAAAAAUGGUCCCCAGGCGUUAUCUUGGAGGAAAGAGGGGAGUAUAUAUACAAAGUGGAAAUGGAAAGUGGAGCAUUUAAAAUCGCUCAUAUUGACCAACUGCGUUCUCGCGGGAACUAUAAGUUGAGAUCACGAAGUAACAGCCCAGUCGAAAAAGACUGA
This is a messenger RNA of Meloidogyne enterolobii, 399 nucleotides long. The record is from the annotation of a GenBank genome assembly. NCBI's taxonomy places the organism in Eukaryota, Metazoa, Nematoda, Chromadorea, Rhabditida, Meloidogynidae.